AUGCGCCGGGGCCGCAGCUUUGGAAAGAUGGCGGAAGAAGAGCAAAGAAAAAAGAUCCCUUUGGUUCCAGAAAAUCUCCUGAAAAAGAGGAAGGCUUAUCAGGCGCUCAAAGCCACCGAGGCAAAGCGGGCACUUUUGGAAAAGAAAGAGCACAGGAAAGGAAAAGAAAUCAGGUUUAAGCGACUGGAAUGGUUCCUACAUGAUGCGUGGCGGCAGCAGCGUGACAAGGUGCGCCUCAGACGACUAGACGUGAAACCUCAUGGUUUGGAAGUGCCCGAUGAACAUUCCUUGGCCUUUGUUGUACGCAUCCAGAGGAUCAGAGGGGUGAGCGUAAUGGUACAGAAAGCCAUUGCAAGGCUUCGCCUGAAGAAGAUUUUCAGUGGUGUCUUUGUCAAAGUGACCCCCCAGACCAUAAAAACGCUGCGCACAGUGGAGCCUUAUGUGACCUGGGGAUUUCCAAAUCUGAAGUCUGUCCGGGAGCUCAUCUUGAAACGUGGGCAAGCCAAGGUCAAGAAUAAAAUCAUCCCUUUGACAGACAACACAGUGAUUGAGGAGCAUCUGGGGAAGUUUGGUGUCAUUUGCUUGGAAGACCUCAUUCAUGAAAUUGCCUUCCCGGGGAAGAAUUUCCAGGCGAUCUCAGGGUUCCUGUGCCCUUUCCACCUCUCGGUGGCCCGCCACGCUCCCAAGAACAGAGUGGGCUUCCUCAAGGAGGUGGGCACCCCUGGAUAUCGAGGUGAACGCAUCAACCAGCUCAUCCGGCAGCUGAACUAG
Molecule: messenger RNA, 771 nt
Organism: Pipistrellus nathusii (Nathusius's pipistrelle)
Lineage: Eukaryota; Metazoa; Chordata; Mammalia; Chiroptera; Vespertilionidae
Source: the annotation of a GenBank genome assembly